UUUGAAUGGAGAGCAAGUCGUGGAGGACUACAACAGUAACAUGAGAGUCUUUUGUGCGGUCCUGCUGGGUGUCUUUUUGCCCCUGCUCUGUCUGCCCAGCUCCAGCCAUGGAGUAUCCUACUUUGGGGAUAGUUUCUGCCGGAUCAUGUCGAUCCAAGAUGUCUCCUCCUUUCACCUGUCACUGCAGUUCAAGACUAGCCGACGAAGUGGACUCCUCAUUCUGGCUGCAGGGAUGCAGGACUAUUUGUUUUUGGAACUCCAAAAUGGAAGAUUACAGGUGCGAAUGGACCUGGGGUCCGGUGAAAUGGUACUGUUAUCAUCUCCAGGGCUGCAACUGAACAACCUCCUGGAGCACAAGAUCUCUAUCACAAUGAAGGAGACUAAACUCACCAUGCUGAUUGAUGAUUUAUUCUCUACAUUUAUCCCUGUGGCUGACACCCAGGCUGACCUCAAUAUUGACUUGGGGGUUUACCUGGGGGGAACAGGAGAUUUAGAAACCUCAUAUCUCAGCAAUGCCAUACCUCCAUUCCGGGGUUGCAUGACCAAUGUUAAGUUGGAGUCCCACCAGUUCAACAUUCUUGCCUCAGAACCCAUCGAGUGCCAUGAUACAAAAGAGUCCUGCAGCAGUGAGUUUGAAGCCGGGGACGGAGAGGCAACUAGCUUUAUCAGCCCCUAUUCAUUUGUGUCCUUUCCCACUUGGAUUGGAGUUAGCGAUAGUGGAAGGACCUUGGAGUUUCUCAUGAAGACCACCAUCGAGGAUGCCCUACUCACCUUCCACCCUGGACUGGAGUCAGACUUUAUAGCUGUUGGUAUUAUGGGCAGUUACCUAAAAGGAGUGGUGGACCGUGGUACUGGGAUGGUAGUUCUAGACAACCCCAAAGUACAGCUAGGUGACGAUCAAUGGCACAGAAUCAGAGUCACAGUAAAUGCAACUGUAUUUGAGAUUAACGUGGACAGCCAGUUUGCCUCUCUCACUCUAAGCGGUUCAGAGCAAUUGGAUCUAGUCGGAAAUCUAUAUUUGGGAGGUAUCCAGGGCAAGAUGAAAGAGGUAUUUCGCGAUAGCAGCUUGUCUCGUAUGGAGGAGGAAAUAACAUCUGAGAGUUUUAUAGGAUGUUUUGGGGACAUCAAAGUGGAUCAAAAGGGCAGAAGCCUGCAGGAUGCUUUGGUCACCAAAGAUGUCCAUGUGAAAUGUGAGGGAGAGGACUAUGACUACUCAAGUUACUAUGAUUUUGAGGCAUCCACAACUACGUCUCCUGUUCGAACCCGAUAUGUCCAUGUAGACUCUAACGAAAAACAUUGCCAUCCAACAGAAGACACACCAGUGGCAUUCCAGAACAUUACAAAACUCCUUGAAGUCAACCCAUUGUUUGUUCCUGAAGGUGGGGAAGUUGUUCUUGACAUUAACAACCUCAGGCCUACCUUUGACCUUAACACUGUAGGAAUCCGUCAAUCUCAGAUCAUCUUUACUCUUCAAAGUGACCCUUGGUAUGGACUGCUAGAUAUGAACAUUAAUUCCAAACGUACUAAGAAGUUUACCCUUCUAGAUGUUGUCAACAAGAAGAUCAAGUAUCUCCACGAUGGCAAUGAGAAGUAUGCCGAUCAGAUUCAGUUAGAGGUGGUUGCUCAUAGUAACAGUUACCUUCCAGAAUGUCUAAAAAAUCCCCGUCUGUAUGUCCUCCCAGUAGAGAUCAUACCUGUCAAUGACAUACCGCAACUAGGUGGAGGGGACAUUUCAAUCACAGAAAACGGACGCACUCGCUUGAAUCCCAACCUUAUCAAGAUUGUAGAUUCAGACACUCGGUGUGAUGAGUUGAUUGUCACUGUGACGUCCGAACCUCCCAGAGAAGUGGGCUACUUAGAAAAUUCUCUUCAACCAGGAAGAAUUAUCAAACAGUUCACAUGCAAGCAGUUGAAAGAUGGCAAUAUAUAUUUUGUUCACAGAGGUGGGAAUGCUGGGAUAACUCUGCAGGUAUCUGAUGGACAAUCCAUAAGUCAUUCGACCACCUUCAAACUGUCCGCUAUACAGCCCGAAAUGAGCCUGGUGACCAAUACCGGGCUUCUGUUGUCUCAGGGAAGCAACUCUUCCAUUGGGAUCCAGAACCUGGCUGUCCUUGCCACCCCUCGUAAUGGAGAUAUUGUGUAUAACAUUAAAAACACUCUGAGAUAUGGAGAAUUGCAAAUUCUCACCAGCAGUGGUUUGUAUAAACAAGUAACAUCUUUUCAUCAAUCAGAUUUAGAGCAAGAUCUCUUGAGAUACGUUAGCACAGAAUCAAGUGACCUGGAAGAUGUUGUAGCAGAUAAUAUUCAAUUUGAUGUCCAUCUUGGACAGUUAUCCAUUUGGAACAACACUUUCUUGAUUAAGAUCACACCCACUCAGGUUAAAAUGUCCCAAUUAUUUCCCCUUGAGAUUGAGGUUGGGGGAGAGCAAAAGGCAAUCAAACAAACUGAGCUGAAAGCAGAAGUGAUAGGAAAAAGUGUUCCCCCAGAAAAUAUAACAUACAUUCUCUUGAAGACCCCGAUGUUGGGGACUCUUCAGAUGCUUGGCAGGGAGUUAGUUGAGGGAGACAGUUUCACCCAACAGGACAUCUGGAAUUCCCAGGUCAGCUAUAGAGUCCGGGUUCGAAGGACUGUGGCUAGCGAGGACCAGUUUCAGUUUAAAGUCUUUGCAGAAAAUCAAUACUCCCCUGUGUACACCUACCCAAUCAUGAUCAAGGCUGAUUCAGAUGCCCCCGUUUUGACCAAUGACAGAAUGAUUGUCAUGGAGGGUGAAGAGAGUAUUCUGAAUAAAGACUAUUUAUGGGUUCAGACAUCCAGCUCAUCUGACUUCGUUUACAAAGUGACCCAAGACCCCAAGUAUGGCCGUCUCAUCAGGGACUCCCCACCUGGAGAGCCCAGAUUUGAUGGGGCCGUUAGAGUGUUCAGCAAUGAAGACCUGAAUCUAGAUAGACUGAUCUACCAGCAUGAUGGCUCCGAGUCCGGCAAUGAUGAGUUUUCUUUCCUGGCAUUUGAGCAAGCAGUAGGUAGUCAAAACAUCCAAACUGAUGGUCAUGAAUCAAUCAGCGGUGUGUUUAGAAUAUCUAUUCAAUCCAAGAACAAUCACGUGCCUCUCAGGGUGGUCGACAAAACCUUCAAUGUGGUCCGAAAUGGACAACGCUUGUUGACCACUGAAGACAUCCUUUUCAAGGACGAUGACUCUGGGUUCAACGAUACCCAGUUGGUGUUUGUACGUACCGGUAUUCUCUCAGGAAACAUUGUGUCCACCUCUGACCCCUCACAGUCCAUCUUCCGUUUCACCCAAGCCGACCUGAGAGACCGGAAUGUUCUCUUUGUGCACCAUGGAGCAGACCGUGAACGCUUCCAACUUCAGGUGUCUGAUGGCCUACACAAGACCACAGCCCUGCUGCAAAUCCAGGCUGGGGAAGCCUACCUCAGGGUAGCUAACAAUACCAUGGUUGUCAUGGACCAUGGAAGCACCAAGACUCUCAACACCAGUUUGUUGAGUGCAGAGUCUAAUAUGGAUAUCAGAGAUGAAAGGGAGAUUAGGUUUGAAGUGACAUCGCCACCUAGCGAUGGGAAGAUUAUUGUGAGUGGGAUCGAGGCAUCUUGGUUCACCCAGGAGGAUCUGAAAAAGGGAGUGGUGUCCUAUGAGCAUAUUGACAAGAGUAUGAGGUCCAAGGAUUCAUUUGGCUUCACUGUCAAAGCAAAAGGAUUUUCGGAUGAGGGCAUGUUUAGGAUUAAGAUAUUCAAGCAAGGCUACCGGUCUGAACCUGAGGUCUUCACCAAUGAGGUCAUCAUCUCCUAUGAGGGAGAGCACACUGUGAUCAACCAGGACCAUCUUAAGGUGGUGCAAGAUGAUAUCCUGCCUUCUGAGAUGGUUUACACCAUCAAGGAGCCACCUCUCCUCGGCCAUGUGGUCAUGCUGACCAACCAUUCAGACAGUACGGUGGCACCCGUCCUUAACUACAUCCAGUCUUUCACCCAGGAAGAUGUCAACAAGGGCCGGAUCCUCUACGUCUCUACCUCCAUCCAGGGCAGUGAUGCCUUUGUGGCCGACGUCAGCAAUGGGUUUACCGCUGUGGAGAGCCUGCAGAUAUCCGUGGACAUUGUGCCUCGCCUUAUUCCCGUUCAGGCCCAGAACUUCAGUGUGAGGGAGGGUGGCGAGAUGGCUCUCACCACGGAGCUCCUGAAUAUCUCUCACCCCUUCUACAGUUCAGCCAACGUAGACUUCAUUGUGGAGGAGCAGCCACAGUACGGGAACAUCCGUUAUCUGGAUGGGGACGACCAGGAGCUCAACAUCUUCACGUGGGAGGAGGUGAAACUUGGACACAUCUACUACCUCCAUGACAGCACGGAAAGCAUUGAGGACAGCUUCACGCUCUCCGCCUCGGCCUAUGAGAUACAACGCAGGAGCCUCCCUGUCACCUUUACUGUCACUGUCUUCCCAGUCAACGACGAGCCGCCUAAACUGACACACAAUACAGGACUGGAGGUUUUAGCUGGAGAGGAAUCAGACAUCACCACUAACAUGCUGAAUACAGAAGAUGCAGACACUGCUAAUGAAGAGUUGGUUUAUUCCAUUGAGUCACCUAUCAAUGGCAUGGUCGCUCUAAAGGUGGUUCCUGACGUAGAAAUCCAGAACUUCACACAGGCACAAAUUAACAACGGGGAAGUAAUCUUCAUCCACGAAGGUCUGGAAUCUGGAGGCUUCAGUUUCACUGUGACAGACGGAGAGCACACGUCUCCUCUUCACCGCUUUGUCGUCACGGCCAGACAGCUCACCAUCUCCAUGGACGAAACCGGGGAGGAACUUAUGGUCUUUCCAGGAACAAAACAAGCCAUUACCAGUGCUAUUCUUAAGGCUGUGACCAACGAGGAAGGAGAUGAAAUACGCUUCUCUUUAGUCAGACCUCCUCGUCUGGGGAGACUGAUCUUAGCUAAUGACAGGAACCAAUUUGAAGAGAUCACACACUUCUCUCAGUCAGAGCUGGAGUCUGGGGCCGUCUUCUACGAGCAUCAGAUGCCUGAGGAGCCCUUCUGGGUGGUGCGGGACUCAGUGAAGCUCCUGCUCUCCUCUCCUCCAGCCCCUGCCAUACAUCACAUCCUCCCCAUCACUGUGUCCUACGACGCAGCCAACCACAACGUCUCCUCACAGCUUUGGAAGAACAAAGGUCUGAACAUCAUCCAAGGUCAGAGGAAGGUCAUUGAUAGUUCCAUUCUGGAUGCAUCCAAUCUGCUAUUCAGUCUGCCUGAGUCGGAGCGAGGCAAACUGGACGUGAUCUUCGAGCUGGGCCACUUCCCAGCCCAUGGGCAGGUCACCCUAGGAGGCCAGGACUUGCCGCGGGAAGCCCCCUACUUCACACAGGAGAACAUAACCCAGGGUGAAUUAGAGUACCUCCAUGAUGACUCUGGAGACUCUAUGGACAGUUUUUCCUUCCGGGCCCGGGUCAACUAUCCGGGCAGCAGCACCCCUUCCCAAUCCCAUACGCAGGCCGUGGUCCUGGAGGAGGUCUUCAACAUCUCCAUCCGAAGAAGGGACUCUAGUCCACCAGAGCUGGUGAGUCUGGAUGUUCUUCUAGAAGUUCUCCAGGGCUCCAUGACAGUGAUCACUCAGAAAUUCUUGAACACCCACGACGAGGACAGCACCCCCGACGAAGUGCACUUCACCGUCUCCAAAGCACCUGCCAACGGGCGGCUGGUGGAUGCUACCACCGGUGCUCACAUCUCCACAUUCAGCCAGGAGGCAGUCAACCAGCACCAGGUGGGCUUCAUUAGUGAUGGGAGCCUGUCAGAAGGCUUCUUGGAGUUCACUGUUUCGGACGGCAAGCACCGCACUAAGCCUCACACACUCCAUAUAGGAGUUCUGGCCCGGGUACUGGUGCUGGCCAAAGCCCCAGAGAUCCAGGUGCUGCAGGGGGAUGACGAGACCCUGGUGACGGAGGAGAUGUUGAGGGUCACGACAGGCGGACCCAACAAGGAGGAAAUUCUCUACAAGAUCACCAGUGUGCCCAAGUACGCCGCCAUCAUGGUGGACCGGCAGCCCACCUCAGCCUUUACUCAGACCCAAAUCAGAGAGGGCCGGGUGAGUGUCCGCUUCAUCAAGUCCACCUCCCCUAGGGAUAGUGUGGCCUUUGUGGCCCGGAGCCGGGCAGCCAAUGUCUCCUCAGUUCUGAACAUCACAGUAAAGCCUCUAGUAAAAAUCCCCCAGGAUCCCCUGCUGCCACGCGGUGCCAUCGUACUACUGGACAAGAAAGUUCUCGACGCGACGCCACUGGCCAACAAGACACGGACCUCACCCUCCUUCAGUGUUAUUCAGCAACCACGUGGAGCCCGCUUCAUCCGGACCGGAGGGCGAGGGCCAGGAGCGGACGGCAGUCCUGUGGACACAUUCACUCAGAAAGAACUGGAUGAGGGCCGCGUGGCCAUGGAGAUCUUUAAUGGGACUGGGGGCAGCCAAGCCCUAGAUGAGGCUCGCUUCCUUCUCAAGGCCCACGGGGUCCCUCCCGCUGAAUGUGUUCUGCCUUUCAAAACAGCCCCGUACAACGCCUCAUGGGUCUACCCAGCCACCAUUCUCAAGGUCCCAGCCGAGGCUGAAAGGUCUGACCGCAAUGACCUCCCAGGAGGGGCAAGACGUCCAUAUUCAGAGAACAACAUAGAUUGGCCUCACGUAGGAGUUGACCCCACCACCUCCUCUGCCAACAAAAACUCGGAUAGGAAAUCAAUGGUUUCCAGGAGAAACAGUCUGUGGUCUAUUCUAAUCCCCAUCCUGGUUAUCCUGCUGCUUCUCCUGUUGGCAUCCAUCUUGGCUUUCUAUCUGGUGCGGCGUAACAAGACAGGCAAGCAUGACGUGCAGACCGUGGCAAGCACAAAGCCCAAAAAUGGAGAGGUCAGCCAGGAGACUUUCCGGAAAACCGACCCAGCGAGUAACAUCCCCAUGUCCCAAAUGGACUCCAAAGAUGCUGACCCGGAGUUGCUGCAGCAUUGUCGGACAACGAACCCGCCGUUAAAAAAGAACCAAUACUGGGUAUAAUAACUGACAGAAGGAUUACACAAAGAAAAUAGAGAGAGGUAGAUCCUUGACCAUUCUGAACACUGCCCUCUUCUUUAAUUAUUCCUUUUCAGUGUUAAGGACAUCUUUUUGACAAUAGUAUUAAGCAAUUUGUAUGUUUUGAUAGAAUUGGAAAAUUCACUAUCUUAAAUGUUGUGCCAAUCCUCAAGUCAAGAAACACUGAAUACUUUCAUUGACAAAAGAGUAACCAUUAAACUAAAGAGGGUUUUGCCUAUCCUGUAUAUUUAUUUUUAGGAAAUCUGCUGGAUGUCUAUGAUUUUCGUUUUUCACAGGGCACAAUGAGGACAUGAACACAUUCUGUUUGCAAAGUUUUUUGGUGUGUUCUUACAAAUAUAUUCACCAUGGUAUGGCCAAUAUUAUUCAUUUCAGUAUAUAAGCAGAUUGAGUUAAAGUUUUAUUGUUGCUGUAGUUAAUUGUAGAUUUGCUGAAACAGGAAAGGUGGACAGCUGUGUGUACAUAACUGAACUCGUCAAGAUCUAUGCUGUAUGAAGGAAAGACUGCCUUGAGUAGUUUUGUUUUAUUUUUUUUAUAAAUGAUAAAUCAUGUCAUUUUUUGUUUGCUUUGUUGUUAGGGCUGAAUUCAAUCGAAUUUGCAUAGCAUUUUUUAAACAGUCACAUAUAAUAUUUUUUAUGUUUUAGAACCAAAUCCAAAUGUAUUUGAGCAUAGCAUUCUAUUUGGACAUGAUACACAGUCAGGUGUUAUUGGCACCCUUAAUAUUGAUGAGCAGAAAGACAGUACAAAAUGAAUAAUACAAAUAGUGAGAUAUUCAUGCACUCCUAUUUGUUAUACUUGAGCACCCUUUGCUUGUGAGAAUAAAAACACUGAGCAUUUCUUUUUAAAUUAAGAGAUCUUUAACCAUUCCUCCCUAUAGAACCUUUCCAGAUCCUUCUUAUUCUUUCUAUUCUUAUUCUUUCUUAUCUGUAAUUUAUGUUUUACCUUUUUAAUUAAAAUAAUUAAUUUAGGGUUCAAGUCUGGAGACUAAAAAUGGUGAUUUGUGCUUUGGGGUUUUUUUGACAGCAGGAAGACCCUCAGGGCCAUUCAGGGGCAUCUGAUCCAAACAUAUCAUUUAUUUUUGUUUGUUUUGGGCUUUGCUUAGGAUCCCCCAGAGACUAGAGGUGGUAUUAGGCCUAUUUUCUGCAUAUGUUUCAGUUUUUCAAUGUCAAACCGACAGCUGGUUUUGUGGCCAAAGAGCUCUAUUUUAAAAUUAUUUGACCACACUGGAUUUUGCAGCAUAAAUAUAUCCUACAAGCACAUAUCAAAAUCCAAGACAUUCCAAUACAUCCUAUUACACUAUGCCCCAAACCGGGUGCCAAUAGUUGUGGGCAUGAGGGUAUAUAGCUAUCUUACUAUACAGGAUACUGCUUUGGCUUUCUGUAUGGUUCAAGUAACAGACAGUCACAGGUUAAUAACCCUUGAUGUGGGCAGUUUUGAUUGAAUUUGGCCCUAAAUCUUCAGCCAGCAUUUAAUCAUAUCAUAUAUCCUUUAGCCUUUCUAAAUGAUCAGUUUUGCUCAAAACUGAACCGCUUGCUUGGAUUCACUGGACUGACUUAUGGCACUGAAGACAAAAAAGCAAAGAAUACCAUUUCAAGACCACAGACAGGACAUGACUCACGAGUGCCUGUCUCAAAAUAAUCUUUAUUGGCUGACAGGCGGCGUUGAGGUCAUUUUAAAUCUGCCAGAGUGCUAUUAUCCAGUUCCACAAAAAAAGGUUUAAUCAAGGCUCCGAUUUCUGUUGGUGGACUUUAAAGAAUUAGUGUUAUAUCUAAGCUCCUCUAGUUGGAUCAUGGAGAAUGACAGAUUCUGAAGGGUAUUCUGCAGCUUGACCAGAAAUCUAUUUGUGUUGUCUUUCCAACUGCCAUGGUUGUAUUGACUUACGGAUUUCUCAAGGCUACAAAACAAAUCUUGGGCAAGGCUAGCUAAUUGAUGCUGCAAGGUAUGCUUACUUUUGAGACUUUAUGUCACACAUAUAUAGCAGUAUAUGUACAUUCCAUAAUAAGUUGAGCAGAUGAACAGUAUCAGAAUUUCAACAGUAUCAGAAUUUCAAGAAAUGCCAAAGGUACUAUGGUUGAAAUUGGCAUCAAGUCCUGGUAGUGUUGACAUUUUUAUCUAUAGACUUAAAACAAAUAAAAAUAGUAAUAAAGUAUAUCCUGUGGAAAAGCCUGUCAAAAUAAAAUAAAAAAUGAAGAUGGAUAUUGAUGGAAAAUAUACAGUAGUUUUAGGAAACCCCAUCCAAAUAAGUUUACAGCAUUUUUUAUGGUCUGAACUGCAGGGUGUUUUAAUUUUGUUUUGAUAUAGUUAUCAGAUGGACAUUACAUUAAAUAAAUUCCUACUGAUAAAUUAUAUUAACCUAAUUUCCUCUGUAAUUUCGAUUAAUACUGUUACCAUGCUUAAAAAUGUGUUGCUUUUAAGUUGAAUACGUUAUUGACUGUUAUGAUGUUAAUUGAAGAAUGAAUUAGUUAGACAAUAUUAGUUAGGAAAAGACAGUAUAAAGGAAAUAUAAAAGAAAUAAUAGAAAUAAUAGAAAUAUAUAUUCUCUUAUUGCCAAUAUAUUGCAGUAUUGUUUGGGAGGAAGGGUAGUAACGUUUCAAUACAGGUCUAACAUGAUAACACAUUUGGGUAACAGUUGUACAUUUCUUUACCUUUCAAAUUACUAUGUGCGUAAUAGUAUUAUAUAUUUUACAUUUUUCUUUGUUGAAACUUUAAGCUAUUGCAACUUGCAACAAUUUCCUUUUCAUAUAAUUUCUCUCUGCAGAGCAUUAUAUAACCAUAUGAUAAUGAUAUCAGAUACACCAUUCAGGAGAUAGCUCAGGAAAUGUCUGGAUUGUGUUACUUUUUACAGUAUUACUCCUGUUGUUUUCUUUCAGUAUAUUAAUUGAUUAUGUCUGUGCCUCAAUGGCUAUUUUGUAAAUGUUGUCUUUUAAAUACCUUUGCUUGUGCAUUCCUUGUUGAAACAUUUUAGACUUGUUUUCUAAAUGUGUAAUACUGUCAUGUUUUCUAUGAGCACUUUUAUGCAGUUCUCUCUUUCUCUGUAGAGUGUUGUUUUUGUGUAUGACCCCCAAAAUGUUUGUGCUUUUAUUUAUUUAUUUUUGAUCACUUCUGCCUACAGUUCUCAGACUUGGUGAUUUGGUUUGUCCAAGAUUUAUGUAGUAAAUGUAACAAACACACGUGCCUUAAAUUGUCACAAAAGUCCAAUCCCUAGACCAAUAAAGAGAGAUA
This is a messenger RNA of Esox lucius (northern pike), 10282 nucleotides long. RefSeq names its product chondroitin sulfate proteoglycan 4 (gene cspg4). The record is from RefSeq and is a predicted model, not a curated record. The transcript has 10 exons. NCBI's taxonomy places the organism in Eukaryota, Metazoa, Chordata, Actinopteri, Esociformes, Esocidae. Bases 41 to 7027 code for a protein of 2328 amino acids.